Molecule: messenger RNA, 714 nt
Organism: Stereum hirsutum FP-91666 SS1
Lineage: Eukaryota; Fungi; Basidiomycota; Agaricomycetes; Russulales; Stereaceae
Product: ICMT-domain-containing protein
Exons: 2
Coding region: 1-714 (237 amino acids)
Biological process (GO): C-terminal protein methylation
Cellular component (GO): membrane
Molecular function (GO): protein C-terminal S-isoprenylcysteine carboxyl O-methyltransferase activity
Source: RefSeq, a predicted model, not a curated record
AUGUCUUACCCGGAACUGAAACUGAUUGCACUUGCUCUGGGCGCGAUAUCCUACUACGUCGCUCUCACUCCCCCUACUCCGCCAGCAACUUCAAAUGAUAUGAUAUACUCUGGUCAACUUUUCGAGAAAUUGGUUCGGAAGAUAUCGUUUUCAUCGAAGAUGUUCGUCACUGCGGCAUUCAUGUCGGAGAUCACAAUGCUCGUCUCCACCGCCUACCCAAUCUCUAUCCCACCACCAUUAUUUCGCGCGAUAUGUCCGCGGUUGGAACUUGAUGCCGAGAACGUAUUAUCUACACCACCGCAGUUUCUAGCAGGACUCGCGCUUCUCAUUGUGGGUGGAGGGAUACGGAUGUGGUGCUAUAGGGAGCUAGGAUCGCUGCACACUUUCGAGGUGGCUGUUCGUCCUGAACAUCGUCUUGUAACCAGCGGUCCAUACGCGUGGGUUAGACAUCCGAGCUAUACUGCCGUUUCACUGAGCAUCCUCGGACUCAUUCUCCUUCAUUUCUCGCGAGGAGGGUGGAAUGCGGAGUGCGGCAUCAUGGACUCUGGCAAUGGUGCUUGGGUGAAACUCUACAUGUUUUUGGCGUUAUUCUCGGUCGCCUCAUUGUGGAGGAGGGGUAUUGUGGAGGAUGAUAUGCUGAAACACCGGUUUGGAGCGGAAUGGGAAGGAUAUAGACAGAGAGUACCGCAUCGCUUCAUGAUAGGGUUCUACUAA